GGAGUGAGGGUGAUACAAUGAAAGCAGUUUUGUAUUGUAUACCAAUUUCUCUGACGUGCCUGUUCCUGCAUAUUUCCAUACCUCCUGAUCAGCAUAGUUCAGGAAUGCUGGACAGAAAGUCGGGCCGCAGCUCACCUGCUGAACAGUCGGCAAGAUCUGCAGGGAUGAAAAGUUGGAAGAGUGGAAAGUGAUGUUGGUCACCGAAUUCCACGGCAUAUUAUACGGUCCGUUGGUCCACCCCUGAACCGAUUCUCCAUCGUGAGCUCGAUGGCCCGGUAACCACGAGGGAUAUGGGAUUCUGGAUAGUGGCUGGUCGCUAGCUUGAGUGAGGUUGGCUGUAUCGUGUACUCUGCGGUCGUGAUGGCAACCAUUCCGUACCCGUGAUAAAAUAGUCAGAGAAUAAAACCCAUACCUUCUUUCCUUCCCCCUCGUUGAUGCAAUUUUCCUCUCCUGUGUUGUCAUCGGUCAUCCUUUUCUCUUCCAGACCGAGCCCCGGGCUCUCACUCUUCACAAUGAAGUCCCUCACUCUCCUUUCCCUCCUCUCCUCCCUCACCGGCGCCCACGCCGCCGUAGCCUCGGAAGCCAACACGGCAGAGGUCGCCGCCGACGCCAUCGCCCUCAACACCUUCAAAGACGCCAUCUGGUCGGCCGAAUCCCUCCCCACCCCCCUCCAAGGACCAGGCUACAGACCCCUCAUCCCUCCCUCGUACGAACGCUGCGCCGUCGACCCAAACGGGCCUCGCGACUUCACCUACCUCACCCCCAACGGCCUCGCCGUCACCCGCGACCGGCGCACCAGCCGCGCCAUCGAGGAGACCGAUCCCGACGACCAAUUCCAAGGUCUCGUCUUCGAACCCCCCAACAACGUCUUCUCCCCCAGAGGCGUCUUUGACGUCCGCCUCCCCGGCCGGGGCGACAGACCAUCCCGCUACCUCGCCAUCUUCAAAAACGGGGAAGUAGGCUGGGUCCUCCGCAGCACAAACGGGCAGACCGCCCUCCGCGAUGAACGGGGCCAGCCCUACGUCACCACAGUCUUCUCCGUCCAGUGCGACGGUCUUUCCACUGCGGGUGUGAUCAACGGGCUAGAGUUUGAGUUUGCCGUCAAGGACGGCAAGCUUUACGCUCGGGGUAUCCCCCCUACCAAGAAGCACUCCCACGUCUUUUCCAAGAGGCAGGAGAACGGUGGUGUCCAGGUUUCCGAGAGCAGCGGAGGUCGGCUGAGCAUCACGGUGGGAUUGUACGUCCUCCCACGACUCCCAGACGUCAUCGCCGACCCCCCCGUCACCAAGACUUGCCCCAAAGGCGCAGACUACACCACCCACGACCCCGCCCCCCCGAUGACGUCCAACGGAUGCGGCCCGACAGAUUGGUGGAGGUGGUAUUUCGCGCCAAAGCUGCACGAGACGUUUGAAGAUGCCUGCAACUGGGUGGAUGUCUGCUGGACCGACUGCACCCAAACCUUCACCACCUGCAACUCGGGCUUCGCCGCCCGCCUCCUCGACCGCUGCAACGAGCGCUUCCGCACCGAGUCCUCCCUCUCCUCCUGCCGCAACCUAGCCUCCGCCUACGUGGCCCACUACAGUAUGGCCAACGCCGCCCUCACCUACGAGGGCGUCAAGGACAAGUACUGCGGCUGCCAGUGCGCCGAUCCCGAGCAGCACCUCUGCGGUGACGUCUGCAUCUACAAGAACGACCCCAACAACUGCGGUCGCUGCAAUAAAGUAUGCCCCUCCGGCUGCAUAAACGGCGUCUGCGCCUCCACCUGCCAAAACCCCUGGUCCUGCAACACCCCAGGCGACCUCUGCUCCGCCGACGGCGCAACCCCCAACCCGGAAACCAUCGACGACUACACCGACCUCUGCCUCUGCGCCGAGGCCGCCGAGUCGGCAGGCACCGUCUGCGCCUGGGCCGGCGACGUCUGCGGCGCAAAGGGCUGCGCCGUCAACUCCGACUGCGAGUACGGCUCCGCCUGCAUCCUGCUGUCCUGCUGCCGCGGCACGCCCGGUGUCUGCAUCAGCGUGAGGGACGACUACUGCAACAACCCUGCGCUGCCCAGGAACGGGCUGUUGAGGAGUCAGCCUGAGGGGAACAGGCUUUUUGAGGGUGCGUUCGCGAAAAAGGUUGUGGGUUGAGAGAAAAGAAGGGGAAGAAGCUAUGGAUGGGUAGGUAGGUAGGUAGGUAGUAAGUUAGUUAGU
Podospora pseudopauciseta is the source of this 2195-nucleotide messenger RNA. RefSeq lists its product as uncharacterized. NCBI's taxonomy places the organism in Eukaryota, Fungi, Ascomycota, Sordariomycetes, Sordariales, Podosporaceae. The record is from RefSeq and is a predicted model, not a curated record. The transcript is spliced from 3 exons. Bases 435 to 2132 code for a protein of 565 amino acids.